AUGUUCCAGAAGGUGCUUGGAGCAAGUCUGGGACCUGUGCUUGUGGCGCAUGACAAGUUCUAUGGUUGGCUCAAUGCGGCUCUGACGACGGUGCUCGACGGACAGGGCGACCGUGUUCCAUCGUGGCUGACGGCGGAUGCGGUGACAUGGGCUCGUUCCUUCCUCCUCAUUCCGACGCUCCUGCUCUUGGCGGGAGGUCAUGGCAUCCUUCCGGCGAUCCUGGUGCUUCUGGUCGACUUUGGUGACUUUCUCGACGGCGUGGUCUGGCGGUGGUGGGCCGGGCGGAAGGCGGCGGGUAGGCCGGCCGGCGGGGCGACGCAGCUCCCGCUGGCAGCCGACGUGCUGACGGGUGAAGAUGCUCAGCCUAUCAAGUUUGACGCGGUGUAUGCGUCGCGGCGGGCGGCAGGCCUGGCCAGCAAGUGGGGCCAGUACUUUGACGCGGUGGCCGACAAGGCGUUCCUGGUUCCGGUGUGGAUCUCGAUGGCGGUGCUGCCGGUCGGUGCCAAUUCGAUCCUCUCGCUGGUGGCGCUCUGGGCGCUCGCCGGGAUCGAGGCGUACUCGGCGCUCAUCCGGACCAAGCGGUACUUUUCGGAUCCGGUGGAGGUGGCCGAGGUUGCUGUGGCCGACGCGGCCAACGACUCGGGGGUCAAGUCGGACGAGGUGGGCAAGGCCAAGCAGACGUUGCAGAUGGUGGGGACGGCGCUUCUGCUUUGCCCACUCGGGGCGUGGUACCUCGGGCUUGUGCUCCUCUUCCUCGCUAUUCCGCUCGCCGGCGAAUCGGUCCGGCGCAAGCUCGUCUCGCGGCGGAUCUUUGCGCCGCUUGAGAUCCGUGGCGGCGGAGUCGACCUCGCCAUGCUGCAGUAUGUGGCCAAGGCGGCAUCGCUUGGCUCGCACCUCACGGUCGGGGUUGUCUCGUACGACGAGGUCUCGCUCAAGGACGACAUGCGGCUGAUGGCACAGGUCAAGGACGUCGACGCCGUCGUUGCUCUCCUCCAGGGCGACAUUGCGGUCAACGAGGCGUACCUCAACGACAUGGGCUUUGACUACCUUGACUACGAUGCAGGGCUCGUUGCCGCCGGCAAGGUCCAUUUUCUCGCGCUUUGA
Molecule: messenger RNA, 1104 nt
Organism: Thecamonas trahens ATCC 50062
Lineage: Eukaryota; Apusomonadida; Apusomonadidae
Exons: 2
Coding region: 1-1104 (367 amino acids)
Biological process (GO): phospholipid biosynthetic process
Cellular component (GO): membrane
Molecular function (GO): phosphotransferase activity, for other substituted phosphate groups
Source: RefSeq, a predicted model, not a curated record